Messenger RNA from Xiphophorus hellerii (green swordtail), 2729 nucleotides. Its product is annotated as DENN domain-containing protein 11-like. Gene Ontology annotation, cellular component: cytoplasm. The transcript has 9 exons. The record is from RefSeq and is a predicted model, not a curated record. The coding region runs from base 1 to 1500 and encodes 499 amino acids. Lineage: Eukaryota; Metazoa; Chordata; Actinopteri; Cyprinodontiformes; Poeciliidae.
AUGGUGGAGCGGUCGGACCGAGCCCCUCUGUUGGACUGGGAGGAAAUCCCAUCCGCGGAGAAACCCGGCGACGAUGCCCCGGCGGCGACUCCCUCCGAGGAGCGACUGUCGAGCCCGUCCAACAGCCGCGGCACGGCGGGAUGCUCGGGGUUUGGGUGGAGCAGCGGACCUGGGGGUCCCACUCCGCCCAGCAGGUCCGAAGCAGACGGCUGCAGCGCCCCGCCCGCGACCUCCAGCGCCCCGCCGGCGGCCCCGGAACGAGCGCUGCCGCCCGACGAGGAGGAGCAUCUCUCGGAUUCAGGGACGAGGGAGGCGUCGCUGGAGGACAGGAUGGUGAAGUGGGAGGAAAAGGACCAGAUUGUGUCUGUCUUUGUAGUUACAUUUAAUACCAGAACAGGUAACAUGUUGGAGUGGUGUCUACCCAAAGACAUGGACCUGGAGGGAGUGGAGUUCAAAGCCAUCGCCAGCGGCUCCCACCGAGUCAGCACCGACUUCAUCUACUUCCGGAAAGGCCGCUACUUUGGCCUCGCCUGCUUCGCCAACAUGGCGGUGGAGAGCACUGAGGAGAGGGGCGCCCGGAUGAAGUCGGUGGGGAUCCUGUCUCCGUCCUACACGCUGCUCUACCGCUACAUGAGCUUCCUGGAGCACCAGGUCAGGCUCCAGCUUCAGUCCCCAGGACACUACUCACCCCUGGAGGCCUUUUAUGAGGACAAGAGGGCGCUACUGCCCCCCAGUGGAGAGGAUGUUGUAACUGCAUUCCCAGCCAACGCAUGGGGAGCUGCGAUUAACCACAGCAUGCACCCUGAGAUGAAGAUCACUCAUCCAGCAGGCUGCAUGUCCCAGUUCAUCCGCUUCUUUGGGGAGCAGAUCAUGGUCCUUUGGAAACUGGCUCUCCUCCGAAGGCGGAUCCUCAUCUUCUCUCCUCCGCCCGUGGGUGUGGUCUGCUACAGAGUGUACUGCUGCUGUUGCCUGGCCAACAUCUCCAUCCCCGGUGUCGGCGUGGCAGUGCCAGAGUUCCGGCCUUUCUUCUAUGUUAACGUCGCCGACAUCAGCGCCCUGGAAAACGAGCUUUCCUAUGUAGCAUGUACGACUGAGAAGAUCUUUGAGGAGAAGAAAGAUCUGUAUGAUGUGUAUGUUGAUAAUCAGAAUGUGAAGACCUACAGAGACGGGCUGAAGCCUCUGCUGCGCCUCAGCGCCGCCGACAGAGAGAAGUAUCGCAAGCUCACCGAGCAGAGGCAGAUGUUGUUGUAUUCCCAGGAGGAAAAUGGAGACUGUGUGUCCAGCGAGGAGGAUCUUUUUAUUUUGUUUUUCCUGGAGCAGAACAACAGGAUUUUCCAGACUCUGAGCGAGGUGGCAGGGAGCCCGGAUCCCACCAUCACCCAGGACAGCGUGAAGGCCAUGGGUCUGGAUCCCCAUGGAGACAGACUCUUCCUGCUCCACCUGCUGGAAAUCUACGGCUAUGACAGUCUGCUGGUUUCAGAGCAGCUGUGCUGCAGCUGAGAGUUUUUAUUGUUUUGUUUUUUUUCUGUCUGUCAUCACUGCUGGUUUAACACAGGGGGCCUAUCUGCCUCUGAUUGCUGCACCACUGGCUUUGGGACACUGUUGAAGGCGCCAUGCUGUAAUGUUUGGUCCACUGAGGGUCUCCUCCAUGACCGCCAGAUCGUCUGAACUCAGUGGUACCGACAAAAACGUGGUAAAUUCUACUUAGCAGAGCCUUGUGGAGAGUUCCAUACAGCCGUUGGGUUUGAUAUCAAUACUGAGCCAUGGUUUUUUUUCCCCAGACUGUUUUAAACAUUUGACUAGAUAAACGAAAACCGAACCGCACAAACGUAUUAAGCCAGCAAGUUUUACUGUAUGAAAGGUAACUAGAGGUGGGCUUCCUGUAAAUAAGGCUGAUUUGUCUGUGAUCUGCGUGUCAGUGUAUGUGUGUGAUAUCAGGUCUGAAUUUCUGCCAGUGUUGCACUUCAUGUACCGUGUGCUGGAUUUUAAAGAGACACUUUUUUGCCCAGGUGAUCCAAAUUAGGGCUCAAGGUCUUUCACCGACACGUCAAACUGCCUUCGCCGUCACCACGUACGUCUGUAACAUCACCAACCAAGUGACAUUUAGUGACACAACGUAUGUCUGAGAGGAGAACGUUUUAAAGACACAAAGGCAGGUUGGUUCUAGAGAUAAUGUCGAUGUUUAUCUUUGCACUUUUAGACAUCAGGAGUAUAGCUUUGAGAUGAAUAAUGUCAACAUACAAGGCCAAUUUAGCUCCAUUAGGAAGAAUAAUUUUGUCAUUGACCAAAAAAAAAGAAAAGUUUUUCAGAGCAAAAACAAAAAGCACUGGAAGCAUCCAUUUCUAUUACAAUGUAAUGGAAAAAGUAGACUAUUUUGAAUGGAGCUACCGAGAUUUAUGUAGCUCAACAGCUCCCUCUGGCUUCUAUUAGAUGUAUUGCACGAUUAAGAUCUAAGAUGAGGGGAUAGUUACUGCAGCUUCUUUUGCGCUACAAGUAAUCUGUAAUAAUAUACAGUGCCUUGCCAAAUUAGGUGUACUCCUUAAGCGUUUCCACAUUUUGGUCACAUUACAACCAGAAACCUCAAUGUAGUUUAGAAGUAUUUUUAUGCAUUAUCUUCUUUGCAGGGUUAACACAAUAUCAGCCAGGAUGAAUGUGAGUUUUACCACAGAUUCCCGUAUAGAUUCACGUCUGGAGUUUGACAUACCUCCCCAAUGAACGAAUACAAUUGA